AUGGCGUCUCAGCCAGUUGCUCACACUCGGCAAUGUCAAUAUGCGGGCGAUCAGCAGAGGAACAGCAGAUACGGACUGCGAUCCCGACCUCAGGUUUCAAGCGAUGCGUUUCCCAGCGAGGACCGUGUCCAAGGGCAUUCGUUCCACGGUUACCAUUACAAUGACCCUCGCUUUGCUGACCAGUCAUUCGAGGUCGAGUACGAUGACAACGCGCAGUAUCCGCCUGGGGAGUAUCCCGAGGCUGCGUAUCCUGGGGUCUACUAUUACGAAGACGUGGACGCAGAUACAGCUUCGACCCAAGAGCUCUUGGACUGCCCACGAGCUACUCCUGCGCAUCGACCAGCUAGUCCUCAGUGCGGAGAGGGGAAAGGGAUUACCGAAGUGGUUAAUAUGAUCGAGCAGGCCUCGAGCCAGGACCUUCGAGACAGAGUUGCAGGGGAGGAGAGUGGGAUCACAGGGGCGAGCUCAAAUCGAGGGCAUUUUGAGGACCAUACACACGGAGGUGGUCGAGUCAAGCAACAUCCAAGUGCAAAUAUCGCAGCUGAGCGUCUUUCAGCUACACUCUCUCCGAGCUCUACAGUAACAAACGUCCAUCGGUGUCGAAGCCCUGUCGAUUCCAAUCGAGGCGAUCCUGACCGGCAUGGUCCUUCCUCCGCUUCUGCCAGUUCCCAGAUCGACAAUGAGCAUCGCCGCUUCACCAGAGCUGAUGGUCUCGUGGACUCCAGCCAUACCAUAACCCCUCAGGGGAUCCGCGAUACUCCAAAUGAGAACGAUAUUCCUCGAGUCGACUCUCUCAAUGGGGUAAGAAACCCUCCAUGUAUCGGCCGCAACCGACGCGAGAAAGGUCAAUGUGAGAAUGGCCUCUCUCGCGCCAUCAAUUGCCGGUCUGUGAGUGGUCCUCCUCGACCCCAUCGUCCCGGCGAUGACCGUCCUCGUCAUUUGCAUUCUCAAAACGAAGAGGCAGACGCAGACACAGAACCCGGUCGACGAGCCAACGUCCUGCUCGUAGCGGCUGCUGGACUGGGAUUGACACUAUUUUCGGGACCCCGUGGUUCUGCAAACAGCUGGCCCCUUCCUGGUACCGACGCAGCAUCGGUCGCGACGACAACGGCCUUGAUCAUCCCACCGAUCCACUUCGACGUCUUCGCCCCCAUGCAGACAGAUUACGUCGCACAUCCCAUGCCCACCAUGGCGCCCGACCCGCUGCCAAGUUCCCACAAUCUCGACAACAGUGAUACGUCGAGAUCUAAGCUCGGGCGUGCGUCCAUGGGCUUCAUGCUCGGCGGUAUUUUCGCGGGCGUCUUAUUCCUUGUCUUGAGAUCUUUGGUCUGCAAAAGUCGACGGAGCCGGGAGUCCAUGCGAGGGGGGUGGAGAGAGCCGUUCAGCGUUUGA
This is a messenger RNA of Cladophialophora carrionii CBS 160.54, 1392 nucleotides long. RefSeq lists its product as uncharacterized. Lineage: Eukaryota; Fungi; Ascomycota; Eurotiomycetes; Chaetothyriales; Herpotrichiellaceae. Bases 1 to 1392 code for a protein of 463 amino acids. The transcript has 2 exons. The record is from RefSeq and is a predicted model, not a curated record.